Messenger RNA from Microplitis mediator, 1690 nucleotides. RefSeq lists its product as uncharacterized. Gene Ontology annotation, molecular function: protein binding. The record is from RefSeq and is a predicted model, not a curated record. The coding region runs from base 248 to 1534 and encodes 428 amino acids. The transcript is spliced from 2 exons. NCBI's taxonomy places the organism in Eukaryota, Metazoa, Arthropoda, Insecta, Hymenoptera, Braconidae.
UGGGAAUUUGAAUUUGGUCAGCAAAACUCUGAACAGUUCCUCGUGUCUCCUCGGUUGAAGAGCAUCUAUCUUAACACGUGUUUUAAAACUUAAUUUUAAAUUGUAACUUUAUAAGUUCAAUAUUUUGAACGACAAUUUAUCGCUACACAUCUCAGAAUUCAUCAGGUAAAAAAGGUUUAUUCCUCUAUCGUGAAAAGAAUAACUACAAACGUAUCACGAGUCCGCAUCACAAAUAUAAAAAUCGAGAAUGCGAAAAUCAACAAAGCAACAGUCAAUCAAACGACAAUCGAAAAUAUAUAAGCUCCGUAAUCUUAUCCGCGCUAUAAAAUCUCAAGACGAAGAUUACAUAGAUAAUGUAACAACCAAAAAUGUCAAUAUUAAUGACAAUUACCUUAAUGACGGAACUCCUCUACAUGUAGCAGCGCGAGUCGGAAAUUAUAAAAUAUUUCAAAAGUUGAUAAAAAUCGGUGCUGAUAUACACAAACGACAUCAAACAACUCAAGAAACAGUAUUAGAUAGCGCCAUGGAAUUCUUCAAUUACGAUAUCGUCAGGUAUUUGGAAGAAAAUGGUGUAGAAAAAUCUGAUCGAAUUGAAGGAGAAACUGCAUUGCAAUUUACCGCCGUUGAAGGAACAAAAGAAGUCAUGAUGUUAAUAUUAGCUAAAAUACCUGACAUUAAUAUUAAAUUUGAUGACGAAAGCACUCCUAGAGCUGAUUUUGCAGCUAUAUCCUGCGAUCCAAAGUAUGCUCCAGUAAUUGAAUUCGUGCUUGAUCUUUUUUUCUCAAGUGAAGAAGAUGGUGACACUAAAACAAUUUUCCAUGCAGCUGCUGAUAUUAAAAACCAUACAGUCUUGAAGAAUUGGCUAAUUUCAUUCUCUCGCAAAGUUGAUUUCAUUAAAGACAUUAAUUUUCAUUCGUACUUGACACAGAUAAUGUGUUAUCAUAACUACCUUCUGCGUCACAGGAUCGCUGAAAGCGAUUCUGUGUUUCAAUCCCAUAGAACCGUUAAAUAUGGUAUGUAUUAUAUUAUGAGGCACAUUGUAGAAUUGUUAGCAGCGGGUUUAUAUGUAUCUGAUCGAAAUAUUAAAGUUUUUUGUAAGGCGGAAAGAUUUGAUGGUUUUUUAGCUGAGUGUCUGUUAGAAGUCGAAAAAAUGAAAAAAAAUGUGAUUGAAGGCAGUAAUAUCACAUUUAUAGAGAUUUUACAUAAAAAUGUGCGAUACUCGGCACGUUAUUUGAAGAUUGUUGAUUUAAACAAAAUAUUGAUACGUGAGCCUCUAUUUCCAGAGUACCCAAUAUAUGAAAAUAAGAUCUAUUUUAAAUUGUGGAAAACUCAGAUAAGAGUUAACUACGUAAAAGAUUCUGAGGAAGUUAUUUAUAAUAUUUUUUAUGAAUUACAACUUCCGGAUACUUUUAUCAGAGAAUUGUAUAUUUACUUGUCAAAUGAUGAUUUGAAAGAAAUCAUUAAACCAUCUAGAUAUAAAAAAAAUGUUGGAAAAUCCAAAAGUGCACACCUCAAUCGCUCACUUUAUUUUUAAUCAUUACUUUUAUCAUAUAAUACUAAUGUAUUUUUUUUUAUUAUGAACUUUUAUUCAAUUUACAAAUUAACACACACACACACACACACACACACACACACACACACACACACACACACACACACACACACACACACACACACACACACACACACA